AUGAGCCUCCGUGUUAGUCUUUCGGCAACCCCCAUCGCUGUGCCCUCUUCUGGACUUAUAUUGUACAUCUUUGGUUUCUUCCUUUUGGUCCACACUAUCCGAAGGGUCCAGGCAUGGUAUCGGCUUCGCCAUAUCCCCGGGCCACCCCUCGCUGGGUGGACAUCGCUGUGGUUGACUAAACGGUUUCUCAAUGAGACCUUCUUCCUAGAUGUGCCAGCCUUGGCGGAUCAAUACGGGCCUAUAUUCCGGAUUGGCCCGGACAAGGUCGUCUGCACUGACGUUGACGCCGUGUAUGGAAUUUCAGGGGUCCGGUCUGACUACAAGAAGUCAGACUGGUACACCAUCGCCCGCAUUUCUCGGGGCGGCGACCACAUUUUCACCUUGAUCGACGCGGAAGAGCGCAAGGAGCGUAAGAACUUUAUCAUGCCAGCUUAUGCUGGCAGGGGAGUUGAUCACUUUGAGAAGGGCACUGACAGAGCUCUUGCCGCCUUCAUGGAUCUCAUUGACAGAAAGUAUCUUUCGACCACCGAUAAAAUCAUACCCAUGAACUUGGAAGAAAAGAUUCAUUACUACGCACUCGACGCCAUUGGUGAGAUUGCGUACAGCGAGUCUUUCAAGUAUAUCGAGGAAGACCGGGACGUGAAGGGUAUCCUGGCCGUCAAUGAUGCCACAGUCCCUCUCCUCAUGUCCCUGGGCAACUACGUAUCGUUCUGGAAAACGCUUCGCACCUGGCCCUUCUACUACCUUCUGCCCAACGAUGGAGACGAAAGCGGCUUUGGUGCCAUUGCCGGCCACGUGAGCAGCAUCGUCAAGAAACGCCUGAAACCCGACGCCGAUCCCAAGCACGACAUGUUGCAAUCCUUCAUCGACCACGGCCUGCGAGGUGACGCCCUCAAGCAGGAAGUCGGUAUCCAGUUUUUCGCCGGCUCCGACACAGUCUCUUCCCUCCUCUACACCACCUUCUACCUCCUCCUCACCCACCCAGCCGUCUACAUCCGCCUCCAAGCCGAGCUCGACGCCGCCCACACCACCACCACCACCCAACCCAACACCACCCCCAACCCCACAACCGAACCCACCACCAUCAUCCGCGACGCCCAAGCCCGCACGCUCCCCUAUCUACAAUCCGUAAUCCGCGAAGGCCUGCGCCUCUUCCCGCCCCUCUGCGCCCCGCCCAUCUACAAGGAAGUGCCCGCCGGCGGCGACGUGUUGUGCGGGCGGGCCCUGCCGGCCGGUACCUGGGUGGCGACGGGCAACCAGAUGUGGCAGGGCAAUCGGGAAAGGGCGUUCUGGGGCGGGGAUGCGGAUGUCUUUAGGCCGGAGCGGUGGUUGGAGGCGGGGUUUGGGGCUCAGAGGUUGGCGCAGAUGAAUCGGCGGGUGGAGUUGGCGUUUGGGAGCGGGCAGUUUGUUUGUGUGGGGAGGGGGGUGGCGAUGGUGGAGGUGGGGAAGGUGUUGGGGGAGUUGCUGAGACGGUAUAACUGGGCGUUGGCCGACCCGCUGAAUCCGCCCAGGAUACGGAAUAACGGGGUUUGGGUGAUUCGGGACUUUUACGUCCGGGUUGAGAAGAGAUAGGGGGUGUUUGGAAGGGGGGGACCGGAGGGUGCGUGUUGACAGUGCCAUACGUAUAGUUCUUCUGGAUAUGAGAGGAGGAUCGGACUACACAGUAUGAGUGUAGGGCUCAAGACUGACCGUACCAAGUGAAGCCGUAUCAAAAAAGAAAAGAGAGGUUGUUACAUUCAUGCAAUUUAUGACGAUGCUUCCCCUCCCCCCCAACAUCACGUCCUGUCAUCAUGUCUACGAGUAGUUCUGCCGGCAAGCUCUGUUAGUCCCAAAUGUUUGCAUCAACCGUCACAUCUUGCCCUCCGCGUUGA
Messenger RNA from Chaetomium fimeti, 1871 nucleotides. Its product is annotated as cytochrome P450. Gene Ontology annotation, molecular function: iron ion binding; heme binding; oxidoreductase activity, acting on paired donors, with incorporation or reduction of molecular oxygen. Lineage: Eukaryota; Fungi; Ascomycota; Sordariomycetes; Sordariales; Chaetomiaceae. The transcript has 7 exons. The record is from RefSeq and is a predicted model, not a curated record. Bases 1 to 1572 code for a protein of 523 amino acids.